Molecule: messenger RNA, 3773 nt
Organism: Mastomys coucha (southern multimammate mouse)
Lineage: Eukaryota; Metazoa; Chordata; Mammalia; Rodentia; Muridae
Gene: C7
Product: complement C7
Exons: 18
Coding region: 194-2734 (846 amino acids)
Biological process (GO): immune response
Cellular component (GO): membrane attack complex
Molecular function (GO): protein binding
Source: RefSeq, a predicted model, not a curated record
AAUGCAUCUGGCUUCCAGGCACAGAUCAAGUACAGAGGCAGGCUCUCUGUGUCCCUGGAGAAUCUAGCUGAGACUUAAUAUAGCUGGCUUUAUAAGUGAGUGGAAAGAGGAUCCCGAGCAGGACAGGCUGCGGGCCUCCUGUCUUUACAGAUGAAAUUUUCUUGUUCUCUUCUGCCCUGAGUGUUUCCCAAGCAUGCAGGUGACAAGCUUAUUAAUUUUGGUGGGAUUUAUAGCGGAGUUUCAAAUCUUUUCAAGAGCCUCCUCUCCAGUCAACUGCAAGUGGGACUCCUAUGGCCCUUGGUCAGAAUGCAAUGGCUGUACCAAGACUCAGACGCGAAGGCGUUCGGUUGCUGUUUAUGGGCAAUAUGGAGGCCACUCAUGUGUGGGGAGUGCUUUUGAAACACAGUCCUGCAACCCUGAACGAGGCUGUCCGACUGAAGAGGGCUGUGGGGACCGCUUUAGGUGUUUUUCAGGUCAGUGCAUCAGCAAAUCAUUGGUUUGCAAUGGGGAUUCUGACUGUGAGGAAGAUGGUGCUGAUGAAGACAGAUGUGAAGAUGGAGAAAGCAGACCUUCCUGUGACAUUGAUAAACCUCCUCCCAACAUAGAACUUACCGGCAAUGGUUACAACGCACUUACUGGCCAGUUUAGGAACAGAGUCAUCAACACCAAAAGUUUUGGUGGUCAGUGCAGGAAAGUGUUCAGCGGGGAUGGAAGAGAUUUCUACAGGCUAAGUGGAAAUAUCCUCUCUUAUACAUUUCAGGUCAAAGUAGAUAAUGAUUUUAACUAUGAAUUUUACAACAGCAGUUGGUCUUACAUAAAGCACACAUCCACAGACCAUACAUCAUCUAGUUCAAAACGGUUCUUAUUUUUCUCCUCCUCGUCGAAUCAACACACUCAGACUUCAAAUACCAAGGAAAUCUAUAUGAAAAAGAGUUAUAAAUUGUUGGUUGUUCAGAACACUGUUGAAGUGGCCCAGUUCAUUAAUAAUAAUCCUGAAUUUUUACAACUUGCUGAGCCAUUCUGGAAGGAACUCUCUCAUCUUCCCACUCUGUAUGACUACAGUGCCUACCGACGGUUAAUUGACCAGUACGGAACACAUUACCUGCAGUCUGGGUCCUUAGGAGGAGAAUAUAGAGUUCUAUUUUAUGUGGAUUCAGGAAGUGUCAAACACAGUGGUUUUGGGUCAACCCAGGAGAAGGCAUGUUCAUCUUCAGACUUCCAGUUUAUUUUUGUAGCAUCAGCUGAUCAGAGAUGUAAGGAACUGGAAGAUGCUUUCAAAUCAACUUCAGGAAACCAGGGCAGGGUGCUUCGAGGAGAGCCAUUUGUCAGAGGUGGAGGCCCUGGCUUUGUAGCUGACCUUAGUUUUCUAGACCUGGAUAAUCCUGCUGGAAAUAAACAGCGAUAUUCCUCCUGGGCCAGCUCUGUAACCAAUCUUCCCCAAGUCAUAAAACAAAAGCUGACGCCAUUGUAUGAGCUGGUCAAGGAGGUGCCCUGUGCCUCUGUGAAAAGACUGUACCUGAAGCGGGCUCUUGAGGAGUACUUGGAUGAAUUUGACCCCUGCCAUUGCCAGCCUUGCCAAAAUGGUGGCCUCGCUACUGUUGUGGGGACACGGUGCCAGUGUCACUGCAAACCAUACACAUUUGGUAUGGCAUGUGAGCAAGGAGUCCUUGUUGGCAAUCAAGCAGGAGGGGUUGACGGAGGUUGGAAUUGUUGGUCCUCUUGGAGCCCCUGUGUUCAAGGGAGGAGAUCAAGGAGCCGAGAGUGCAACAAUCCCCCUCCCAGAGAGGGUGGAAAGUCCUGUAUUGGAGAAACGACUGAAAGCAGGCAGUGUGAAGACCAGGACUUGGAGAACUUGCGAUUACUUGAGCCACAUUGCUUUCAUUUGUCUUUGGUUCCAAAAGGAUUCUGCCCAUCACCCCCUGCCUUAAAAGAUGGAUUUGUUCAAGGUGAAGGUACCAUGUUUCCUGUUGGGAAAAACAUAGUUUAUGCUUGUAAUGAAGGGUAUUCUCUUAUCGGAGAUCCUGUUGCCAGAUGUGGAGAAGACUUACAGUGGCUUAUUGGAGAAAUGCGUUGUCAAAAAAUUGCCUGUUUUUUACCUGGAGUGAUGAAUGACAUGCAGAGUCACCCCCAGAAACCUUUUUACACGGUUGGUGAGAAGGUGACCCUUUCCUGUGUGGGUGAUAUGUCCUUAGAAGGUCCUUCAACCUUCCUCUGUGGUUCCAGCCUUAAGUGGAGUCCUGAGCUGAAGAGUGCCCAGUGUGUGCAAAAAGUUACCAGCACUCUACCACCAGCAGCUCCUGUGUGUCGGCCUUGGGAGAAACUGCAGAACUCAAAAUGUGUCUGUAAAAUGCCCUAUGAGUGUGGAUCGUCCUUGGAUGUAUGUGCCCGAGAUGAGAGAAGCAACAGGAUUCUGUCUCUGACCAUCUGCAAGAUGCAUGUUCUUCACUGUCAGGGAAGAAAUUAUGCUCUCGUUGGCAAGGACAGCUGUACUCUGCCUGCCUCGACUGAGAAAGCCUGUGGUGCAUGCCCAAUAUGGAGCAAAUGUGAUGAUCAGAACAGCAAAUGUGUCUGCAGAGAAGCAUCAGAGUGCCAGAGAGCAGGCUACAGAAUCUGUGUGGAAGUGAAUGGCAAAGAGGAGACGAUGUCUGAGUGUGAGGCUGGCAUCUUAAGGUGCAGAGGGCAGAGCAUCUCCAUCACAGCCAUAAAGCCCUGUGCCGAAGAAGAAGCCCAGUAGGACCUGGAGGGGGUGGGGCUUGAUCCUCUUCAUCAGAAUCUAGUGUGCAAUGGAUGCUGGGUUAAAAUAUCUGUAACUGGUCCUUAGACCAUUUUCCCAGCAGGAAGGCACAAUCCUUUCCCCUUUCUCUCCAAUAUUUACUUCUCUCUUCUGUGUUUAGCCACCUGUGCCAACAAACUCUUUGUUUUCUCAAACCCCAGUCCAAAUUUCCUUCCUUUACAAGUUGUGGGAUGAGGAACACUCAUGAACCAUGGCACACCGAGCUAUUUGUGAGGUUUUAGAAAAAUGCAUUGGGUUUGACUUUUUUUUUGUCUGUAAACUUACAGGAUGAGACUAGAGACACAUGUUUUCCAUUCAUUCAUCCAUAUGAUUUUGUUGAGUAUGAUUGACCCAGUCCAUUGGCCUGUGUACCUCCUCUGAGUUGAUUAGGAAAACAGAAAGAAUGCAAUUUUCUGAUUAGGGAGGUUGACUUUCCUCAAUGAAAUCAAGCACACACACACGCACACACGCACACACACACACACACACACACACACACACACACACACACACACACACAUUGGGAGAAACCGACAGAUGUAAUUAUUCCCAUCCUGAGAGGUAAUGUCACGCUUCACCCUCCUAAGUCAUCCCCACAUGUAGGAUCCUUCCUCUUGUCAGAAGAUCAAACUACUUAAAUGUCAGAGUAGAAUUCAUCAUGCUAUGGUCACAGGGCACCGUCUGUCUUCUUGUCUGAGAACAAAUAUGAUUCAGUCUCUUGGGGGUUUUCUUUAGUAUGUGUCAAAUACAAACCUGAAAAUCACUCUGCUUUUGAGAGAAAGCAGUCCUUUUGCUAGAGCUAUUGAGUGAUGCAUAUUCGAGAAUAAUCUUCCCUAAUGUGGUUACCACCCUAGAUUUUUUCAGAAGCACACAAUUUAAGACAUUGGUAUUUGCUUUAUUUCUUAUUCAUCUUUCAUUAAAUAUAACAACAACAAAAAAUCCAGCUGUGGAAGGUGAAGUGUGUGGGCUUAAAUAAAGCUUAAAAUACGUACAAACACCA